CCAGCUGCCGACUUCCUCCUUGAAAAUUGGUGACAAAGCUUGGAUAUUUUCCCCUCCUUGUUGUGCAAGAACAAGCUGUGGGACUUAAAACCCUCCCUCUAAAGCUGGAAACUGCCGAUCUGCUUUGUUCUUCCUUCUCGUCGGCAAGCUAUUGUGGGUGUGUGGGUGUGAAAUUCUGGGUCUUUUCGGUAAGAAUUAGCCCUGAAACUCCUCUCUUUAACCUUGAUUGAUGUUGGGUUCACCCUAACCUGGUUUGUUCUUCCAAUUUUGGGUUAAUUCCGUGAGUCCCACUGCAAAAUUGCCGCCGGCCUCUUCCCCCUGCCAGGUCCGGUUCUGCAGUUGGAAAAAUUCUGGUAUGAUGGCCACUCCUCUAAGUCCGAAUUACCCACUUAAUUGCUGCUUGUUGAAGUUUAAUCCACUUAGUGCUACCCUUGUGCUGAAUCUCGUGUUUCAAUUGGGAGGGAACAAUGAGGCUUUGGUUAGGUUCUUGAUUGUUCUGUCACCCCAGCACUUGGAGUGAAUUUUUUGUGUUAGGUGACCAAGGAAGCGAAGUCAAGGAUGGGGAAAAACGAGGGGAGUGACGACUUAGAAGGCUAGCCAUCUUGUAAAUUGAACAUAGGUUUUAGAUAUAAAUUAUGAUGUUAUAAUGAACUGAGCUGAUAAUGAUAAAUCUGGAAUUUGUGUUUGGAGCUGUUGAUGAUUUCAGUGUGUGUGAAGAUGCUUGUAAGCUCCCGUUUCAGACUUAAAACGAGUCAUUUUGCAUUCAUAACGGUAAUUAAUUUGGUUCAUUUCUCUUGCUUCAAUCUUAUGAUUUUGGUUCAAUAUAUCUGUUUGAUAUUUGAUGAUUUUUGCGUGGAUAACUUGGUUUGCCUGUGUAAUGAACUUAGAUGUGAAGCGACAAUGAUCAAUCAAGAAUUUUCAUGCUU
Messenger RNA from Rubroshorea leprosula, 926 nucleotides. Lineage: Eukaryota; Viridiplantae; Streptophyta; Magnoliopsida; Malvales; Dipterocarpaceae. The record is from the annotation of a GenBank genome assembly.